Molecule: messenger RNA, 6762 nt
Organism: Suncus etruscus (white-toothed pygmy shrew)
Lineage: Eukaryota; Metazoa; Chordata; Mammalia; Eulipotyphla; Soricidae
Gene: ARFGEF3
Product: ARFGEF family member 3
Exons: 34
Coding region: 87-6620 (2177 amino acids)
Biological process (GO): regulation of ARF protein signal transduction
Molecular function (GO): guanyl-nucleotide exchange factor activity
Source: RefSeq, a predicted model, not a curated record
ACGCGGGCGAGCGCCUAGACGCCGGGACCAGCGGGCCUCGCCAGACGCAAGCUCGGCCGGGGCUGCUGGGCCCUGCGGAGGGCAGGAUGGAAGAGAUCCUGCGCAAGCUGCAGAAGGACGCGUCCGGGAGCAGGCACAAAGCCAUCAAGGAGAGCUGCACCUGGGCCCUGGAAACCCUGGGUGGUGUGGAUACUAUUGUCAAGAUUCCGCCACACUUGCUGAGAGAAAAAUGCCUGCUGCCUCUCCAGUUGGCUUUGGAAUCCAAGAAUAUGAAACUGGCCCAACAUGCCUUGGCAGGAAUACAGAAGCUUCUGGCAGAAGAAAGGUUUGUAUCCAUGGAAACCGACUCUGACGAGAAGCAGCUGCUCAAUCAGAUCCUGAAUGCUGUGAAAGUGACGCCUUCCCUGAAUGAGGACCUGCAGGUGGAAGUGAUGAAGGUUUUACUCUGCAUCACCUACACCCCAACCUUCGACCUAAAUGGGAGUGCAGUGCUGAAGAUCGCAGAGGUAUGCAUUGAAACUUACAUAUGUAGCUGUCAUCAGCGCAGCAUAAACACUGCUGUGCGGGCAACUCUCAGUCAAAUGCUGAGUGACUUGACCUUACAGUUACGGCAAAGGCAGGAGAAUACGAUAAUUGAAAAUCCAGAUCUCCCUCAGGAUCUCAGGAAUCAAGGGUUGACGGUGGAGGCCCUCUCCGAUGAUCUUGUCUCUGUGCUCACAGUUCUUUGUGAGAAGCUCCAAGCCGCUAUCAACAACAGCCAGCAGCUGCAGCUCCUGUACUUGGAGUGCAUCCUCUCCAUCCUCAGCAGCUCAUCUUCCUGCAUGCAUCUGCACCGAGGCUUCACAGACCUGAUCUGGAAAAACCUUUGCCCUGCUCUCGUUGUGAUCCUGGGGAAUCCAGUUCAUGAUAAAACCAUCACUUCAGCUCACAGCAGCAGCACGAGCAGCAGCUUCGAGGCAGACUCAACGUCCCCAGGGCUGUCAGAUCACGGCCGUGGCUCAGGCUGUUCCUCCACAGCACCAGCCCUGAGUGGGCCGGUGGCUCGGACCAUCUAUUACAUCGCAGCAGAGCUGGUUCGGUUGGUGGGCUCUGUGGACUCCAUGAAACCCGUUCUGCAGUCACUCUAUCAUCGCGUGCUGCUGUAUCCCCCACCCCAACACCGGGUGGAAGCCAUCAAAAUCAUGAAGGAGCUUCUUGGGAGUCCUCAGCGUCUCUGUGACUUGGCAGGACCCAGUUUCACUGAACCGGAGUCCAGGAAAAGAUCCGUUUCGAAAAGGAAGUCUCAUCUGGAUCUCCUCAAACUCAUCAUGGACGGCAUGACAGAAGCGUGCAUCAAGGGCGGCAUAGAAGCGUGCUAUGCUGCUGUGUCCUGUGUCUGCACCUUGCUUGGGGCCUUGGACGAGCUCAGCCAGGGCAAGGGCCUGAGCGAAGGGCAGGUGCAGUUGCUGCUGCUGCGCAUCGAGGAGCUGAAGGACGGGGCUGAGUCGAGCCGAGACUCCAUGGAGAUCAACGAGGCGGACUUUCGCUGGCAGCGGCGAGUGCUGUCGUCGGAACACACACCCUGGGCCGUGGGGCACGAGAGGAGCCCAGACAUCAGCAUCAGUGUGACCACAGACACGGGCCAGACCACGCUGGAGGGAGAGCUGGGGCAGACGACGCCCGAGGACCACUCUGAGCACCCCCCAAGCAGCCUCAAGUCCCUCGGCACGCAGGAGAGCAAGGACGUGUUGAGUAAAGUGUCCGAGCCAGAAGCCGGGGACCAGCCCGACGUUGUCCAACGGAGCCACAAUGUGGCCUUCCCUGACAUCACCAAUUUCCUGUCGGUGGACUGCAGGAUGAGGUCUUAUGGGUCCCGCUACAGUGAGAGCAAUUUCAGCGUGGACGACCAAGACCUGUCUCGGACAGAAUUCGACUCCUGCGACCAGUACUCCAUGGCUGCAGAGAAGGACUCCGGGAGGUCCGACGUGUCAGACAUUGGGUCAGACAACUGUUCCCUGGCUGACGAGGAGCAGACCCCAAGGGAUUGUCUGGGCCACCGGUCCCUGCGCACGGCCGCCCUGUCUCUCAAGCUGUUGAAGAACCAGGAGGCAGACCAGCACAGCGCCCGGCUCUUCGUGCAGGCCCUGGAAGGCCUCCUGCCUCGCCUACUGGCUCUGCCCAGUGUGCAGGAGGUGGACUCGGGCCUCCAGAGCUUCGCCUCAACCUUCUGCUCAGGCAUGAUGCGCUCUCCCGGGUUCGAGGGCAGCAGCAGUCUGAGCUUGCAGAUGCUGGUGGAUGCUGACAGCUUGUACACGGCUGCAUACUGCGCUCUGCUCUUCAACCUGAAGCUUUCCCAUGCUGAUUACUACAGAAAGCGGCCCCCACUGGCACCUGGCAUGAUAAAAGAGUUCAUGAAGCAGGCCCAGACCAGCGGGGUGUUGAUGGUCUUCUCCCAGGCCUGGAUGGAGGAGCUCUACCACCAGGUGCUAGAACGGAACAUGUUGGGAGAAGCUGGCUACUGGGGCAGCCCCGAGGACAACAGCCUUCCCCUCAUCACUAUGCUGACUGACAUCGAUGGUUUAGAGAGCAGUGCAAUUGGGGGUCAACUGAUGGCCUCAGCUUCCCCAGAGUCUCCCUUCACCCAGGGCAGGAGAAUUGACGACUCCACUGUGGCAGGUGUGGCAUUUGCUCGCUACAUUCUGGUUGGUUGCUGGAAGAACUUGAUUGAUACUUUAUCAACCCCUCUGACUGGUCGAAUGGCAGGAAGCUCUAAAGGGCUGGCCUUCAUUCUAGGGGCUGAAGGCAUCAAAGAACAGAACCAAAAGGAACGUGAUGCCAUCUGCAUGAGCCUUGAUGGACUGCGGAAAGCAGCACGUCUCAGCUGUGCUCUAGGUGUCGCAGCUAACUGUGCCUCAGCCUUGGCUCAAAUGGCAGCUGCCUCCUGUGUGCAGGAAGAAAAGGAGGAAAAGGAAUCCCAGGAACCCAGUGAUACCAUAGCACAAGUGAAGCUGAAGGUGGAGCAGAAACUGGAGCAGAUCGGGAAGCAGCAGGGCGUGUGGCUGCACACUGCGCACGUCUUGUGCAUGGAUGCCAUCCUCAGCGUGGGCCUAGAGAUGGGCAGCCAUAACCCAGACUGCUGGCCACAUGUGUUCAGGGUGUGUGAGUACGUGGGCACCUUGGAACACACCCACUUCAGUGACAGCACCUCACAGCCCCCUCUGACCAUCAGCCAGCCCCAGAAGACCUCAGGAGGUGCCAGGCUGCUGGGGGACCCAGAAUGUGAAGACACAGGCCAGGAGCAGAGCCAAGAACAGGAGAACUCACUGAACAUGGCGCCUGUCCUCCAGCCUCUGUCCAUCCAAGAGCUCAUCAGGGAAGGCAGCCGAGGUCGGGCCUCAGACUUCCGUGGCAGCAGCCUCAUGACAGGCAGCAGUGCCGCCAAGGCCUUGCUCAUACUAUCUACCCAGGCUGACAGGCUCUUUGAAGACGCUAUGGAUAAGCUGAACCUUGUGGCAUUGGGAAAUUUUCUUUACCAGCUGAAGAAAGCAUCACAGUCCCAGCUUUUCCACUCUGUCACAGAUACAGUGGAUUACUCUCUGGUCAUGCCAGGAGAAGUAAAAUCUACCCAAGACUGCAAAAGUGCCCUCCAUCUGUUCCGCCUGGGGGAUGCCAUGCUGAGGAUUGUGCGGAGCAAGUCCAGGCCCCUGCUGCAUGUACUGCGCUGCUGGAGUUUGGUGGCUCCACACCUGGUGGAGGCUGCCUGCCAUAAAGAAAGACACGUGUCUCAGAAGGCUGUUUCUUUCAUCCAUGAUAUACUGACAGAAGUCCUCACCAACUGGAAUGAGCCACCUCACUUUCACUUUAACGAGGCCCUCUUCCGACCCUUUGAGAGGAUCAUGCAACUGGAGUUGUGUGAUGAGGAUGUCCAAGACCAGGUUGUUACAUCCAUUGGUGAGCUCGUAGAAGUAUGUUCCACCCAGAUCCAGUCAGGAUGGAGACCCCUGUUCAGUGCCCUGGAGACAGUGCACAGUGGGAACAAGUCUGAGGUGAAAGAGUAUUUGGUUGGCGAUUACUCUAUGGGAAAAGGCCAAGCUCCCGUGUUUGACGUAUUUGAAGCUUUUCUCAAUACAGACAACAUCCAGGUGUUCGCUAAUGCAGCUACUAGUUACAUCAUGUGCCUUAUGAAGUUUGUCAAAGGAUUGGGAGAGGUCGACUGUAAAGAGAUCGGAGACUGUGUCCCCGGACCUGGAGCUACAUCCCCAGAUCUGUGCCUCCCUGCCCUGGACUACCUCAGACGCUGUUCCCAGUUACUGGCUAAGAUCUACAAAAUGCCUUUGAAGCCAAUCUUCCUUAGUGGGCGGCUGGCAAGCUUGCCCCGGAGACUUCAGGAACAGUCUGCAAGCAGUGAGGAUGGCACUGAGUCGAUUCUGUCUGAUUUUGAUGAUGACACUGGUCUCAUAGAAGUUUGGAUCAUCCUGCUGGAACAGCUCACAGCAGCUGUGUCCAACUGUCCCCGACAGCACCAACCACCAACCUUGGAUUUGCUCUUUGAGCUGUUGAGGGACGUUACUAAAACACCAGGACCGGGGUUUGGUAUCUAUGCAGUGGUUCAUCUUCUCCUGCCUGUGAUGUCCCUUUGGCUCCGUCGCAGCCAUAAAGACCAUUCUUAUUGGGAUGUGGCCUCUGCUAAUUUUAAGCAUGCCAUAGGCCUGUCCUGUGAGCUGGUGGUGGAGCACAUUCAGAGCUUUAUUCACUCAGACAUCAGGUAUGAGAGUAUGAUCAACACCAUGUUGAAGGACCUCUUUGAGUUAUUGGUGACUUGUGUGGCCAAGCCCACUGAAACCAUCUCCAGAGUGGGUUGUUCCUGCAUCAGGUAUGUCCUGGUGACUGCGGGCCCCGUGUUCACAGAAGAGAUGUGGAGGCUGGCCUGCUGCGCCCUGCAAGAUGCCUUCACCGCCACACUCAAGCCCGUGAAGGACCUGCUAGGCUGCUUCCACAGUGGCUCCGACAGCUUCAGUGGGGAAGGCUGCCAGGUGAGGGUGGCAGCACCCUCCUCCUCCCCCAGUGCCGAGGCAGAAUACUGGCGCAUCCGAGCCAUGGCUCAACAGGUGUUUAUGUUGGACACUCAGUGUUCACCCAAGACUCCAAACAACUUUGAUCACGCUCAGUCCUGUCAGCUCAUUAUCGAGUUGCCUCCUGACGAGAAGCCAAAUGGCCACACCAAGAAAAGCGUGUCGUUCCGGGAGAUCGUGGUGAGCCUGCUGUCGCACCAGGUGCUGCUGCAGAACCUGGACGACAUCCUGCUGGAGGAGCUGGCGCGCGGCGCGGGCGCGGGCGAGGACAAGGCGGGCGAGGCGCGGCCGGCCGGCUUCCUGCGCUACCUGUCCAUGCAGAACCUGGCCGUGCUGUUCGACCUGCUGCUGGACUCGCACCGCACGGCGCGCGCCUUCGACGCCAGCCCGGGGCUCAAGAGCCUGCUGCGCAAGGUGUCGGGCGUGGGCGGCGCGGCCAACCUGCACCGCCAGUCGGCCAUGAGCUUCCGCCUCUACUUCCACGCGCUGCUGCGCGCGCUGCUGGCGCUGCCCGAGCCGCCCACGGCCGCGCAGGUGCGCCGCGCGCUGGCCGAGGCCGAGGAGGCGGACGCGGCGCGCGCCAGCGACUCGAGCGCGGCCUGCUCGUCGGAGGACGAGGACAUCUUCGAGGAGACGGCGCGCGUGAGCCCGCCGCGCGCCCGGGAGCGGCGCCGCCGCCGGGCCCGGCCGCCCUCGCUCAGCGCGCAGCCGGCCAGCAACGCCGACUGGGCCUGGCUGGCGCGCCGCCUGCACACGCUGGGCCUCGAGCUCAGCGCGCACUACCUGCAGCUGCACCUGGACCUCGACGGCGGCCCGCGCGCCGCCGACCCCGCCGCGCCCUGCGCGCCGCCCGCCUUCGCGUCCGGGCCGUCCACGCCGUCCGCCCCCGGGGGCCUCUCCGGCAGGGGCACCCCGUCGGAGGACGAGCGCGGCGGCCAGCUCCUCUUCCCCCGGGAGCCCCCGGCCGAGCCUGCGGGCCUGCGUGGAGGCGGCGGCGGCGGCGACCUCCUGCUGCUGCCGCCGCCGCCCAGCCCCAAGGGCGACGCCAAGGAGGCCGGGCGCAGGAAGGACUGGUGGGAGCACGCGGGCAGCAGGAUCUGCACCCUGGCCGCCGACAAGACCAUCUCCAAGCUGGUGAGCGAGUACAAGAGGCGCAGGCAGCAGCAGCAGCAGGAGGCCAAGGGGGAGCCGGACCCGGGCCCCCGCGGCCAGGACUCCCCGCUGCCGCAGCGUCCGCAGCACUUGGUGGACCAAGGGCAGAUGCGCCAUUCCUUCAGCGCCGGGCCCGAGCUGCUGCGGCCGGAGAAGAGGCCCCGCUCGGGCUCCACCGGCAGCAACCUGAGCGUCUCCGUGCGAGACGCCGAGGCCCAGAUCCAGGCAUGGACCAACAUGGUGCUAACAGUUCUCAAUCAGAUCCAGAUCCUCCCAGACCAGACCUUCGUGGCCCUGCAGCCAGCUGUGUUCCCAUGUAUUAGCCAGCUGACCUGUCACGUGACUGACGUCAGGGUUCGCCAGGCCGUCAGAGAAUGGCUGGGCAGAGUGGGUCGGGUCUAUGACAUCAUUGUGUAAGAAGACUCCCAUUGCUGGAAAUAACAACAGUGAGGAUAGAAAUAUUCCUGCAGUUUACCUGGUCAUGUUCUCCUCACCAUCAGUCCCACUGAAACAGGUGAUGGUCCAUCCACCCCUCUCUACCCAGUCAGCAUUGGGGCCA